Leptonychotes weddellii (Weddell seal) is the source of this 870-nucleotide messenger RNA. Lineage: Eukaryota; Metazoa; Chordata; Mammalia; Carnivora; Phocidae. The record is from RefSeq and is a predicted model, not a curated record.
UGCCCCCCCCAGCCUCUGGCGCCGAGCGCCGCGGCCCGGGUGCAGUAUGGAGGCGAAGGCGGCGUCCACGCCGGCUACUGGCGGCGGCGCGUGCUCGGUGACGGCCGAGGAGACCGAAAAGUGGAUGGAGGAAGCGAUGCAAAUGGCCAAGCAAGCCCUAGAAAGUACUGAAGUUCCUGUUGGCUGCCUUAUGGUCUACAACAAUGAAGUUGUGGGGAAGGGACGAAAUGAAGUUAAUCAAACCAAAAACGUAUGUCGAUUGAAUAGUUUAAUUGCAAACAUACAGCAAUAAGGUAGGGGUGCACUGAAUUUUAUCACAGCUGGCAAGAAGAUGGGUCUGUGUCAAGACCUGUAGGUAUAAUGGAAGGGUAGUUUCCCUUAACAUUUCUUUUUUUGAAUGCCUUCCUCUCUGAUUAUAAAAGUGAUCCAUGUUGGUUUUCUAAAAUUUGGAAAAUUCAGAAAAAUUUAAUGAAGCAAUACAAUCUGGGGCUAAUUUUCUAUUUCAUGGAGUUUUACUUUAGCAUUUGAGUGAAACUCAAGAAGGGAUUUUAUUACAUUGGAGUGUCAGUACUGAAGAUAUGAAUCUAAUCUCCAUCUUAAGCAAAUCUAAUAUAGGAAAAUUCCACUUUACAAAACAUCAAUUUAACUCAUAUCACAUUCUUUAGUACCUUUAAAUAAUGUUUUCCUCCUGGUAAAUUAAAAAAUCACCUUCAGUUUAUAUCUUUGGAGGUAUUAAAGGAUUGUAUAACGGAAGCUGUUCAUGUAUUAGAUAAUUCAGUGGAAUAAAGUCUCUACCACCUACUGUCUCUGUACCUACAUGUGGUAUUACACUUUAUUAUUUUUUAAUUUUUAUUUAUUUUUUUAGAGAGA